UGCCAAGAGCAAAGUGACUUGUCCUGGGUCACACAGUCCACGUGAGAAGUGAGACCAGGUCUUCCUAGUCCCAAGGUCAGUUCUCUAUUCACUUGAUAGUACUUCCUUCUAUGUAAAUUCAAGAUAUUUAAAUCUGAUGGAUUUGUCUUCUCAGUACCAUUGCCAGCCAGAUCAUUUGCUACUAAGGGGCUAGGUAGGCUAGAGUACUUGAUACAGGAAAAAAUAUUUGCACCACCCCUUAAGGGGAUACAAGUAGUCAGUAAUAUAUGAACAAGAGGUAUGCUGAAUAGCUGAAUAAUUACUGAAAUUCUCUGACUUUCUCCAGUCACACUUGGCAGAAGAAGAACCACAGGGAAGAAAGCAGAUAUAAUGGUGAUUUAUCUAGGGUUGGGGACUAACAGUGUAGGUUAGGAUAACAGAAGUCAAAAUGGUUUGAGAUUCUAGGAUGGUGCCAAGGUUGAUAGUGACUGGAAUUCAGACAGGAUAGGGGAAAAAAUAAAGGCCAAUCGGGUGUGUAAAUGCAAACUGGUAAUACAAAGGCUUUGUCAAUAUUUAAUGUAAAUGUCUAAUUUAUUUUUAAUAAGUUCCAAGCACUGUGUACAACAAAUCACUCUGAACUUUCUUAUUACCUCCUCUAGGUCCUGUAUGUUCUACUUUUAAUAGCUUUUUACCUUCUACUAGAUUAUAAUCUGCUAGAGGUCAGGAUCUUUUUAUUUACAUAUCAUCUAUCACAGUAGCAAACAUUAAUGUUGAAUGAACUAUAAUGAAAAAAAAAAUUCCUAUAAGUUAGCUCUCAUUAUUAGUGCAAUAAACCGAACAGGUGAUUACUUGGGUCCCUACCGUCAAUCUAACACACAUUUCGUUCCCUCCCCCCCAAAAAGCCCAACACCUUUGCAAGAAAACUAGAUAUCCUAUUCUGCCAGCUGCUUUUGGACUUCCACGUUGGGUAAGGAAACACAGAAAUCUCCGUACUGAAAACAACUUCCCACCUCCUAUCCUCUGACACCCCUCGGUAACCCCCCUAAGGGUUCUCCUCCACCUAGGGUGGAAAGCCAGCAGGUAGAGAGGGUCCAUUGCACCCCGAGGCAGUCUCUAAUUGCUUUUCCCCGCCUUGGCAGCUUCCAACCACUGCCCCCAGGACUCAAUGCAUCUAUCCCCAUUUGCACAAGACAAUCUUCAACAACUCUUUGGGCUCGGAUCCCUCGUCCUCCCCCGCGGGCCCCUCCCCCCGUCUUCGCUUCUCCAGACUAACUCCUCUGUCCUUUCGACCGUAUGGCUUUUUUUGUUUUUCCUCCCUUUUCUGUCUACUUUGCUCCAAGCUGCUUUCCUGAAAAAAGGCAAGGUCCAGGAGAAGGUCUUUGGCGAGGGCUGGAGAACGAGAAUCCAGCGCAAACUCUGAAGACUCCAGAGGUUCAGAGGAAAGGCAAGCACUGUAACCGACUUCAAGCCAAGGUGGGGGGGAAGGGCUGUCUGAAACUAAGCUUCCGGCGCUCGCCGGGUGACGUCACUAAACGACGACGGCGCCAGCCUCUCUCAAGAUGGCGCUACACCUGGUGCGAAAGGCGCUAGGUUGCCCCAGCUUCAAUCGGGCAUUUCAUGGCGGAACCGUUGCGGAUCCCGUCCCCCAGAAUAAUGGCACGCAUCGGAUAUUCUCUGGCAUCCAGCCUACGGGAAUCCCUCAUCUGGGCAAUUACCUGGGAGCCAUUGAGAGCUGGGUAAGUCUACAGGAAGAAUGCAGCUCUGUCCUGUUCAGCAUUGUGGAUCUUCAUUCCAUCACUGUCCCCCAAGAUCCAGCUGUUCUUCACCAGAGCAUCCUCGACGUGACUGCUGUCCUGCUUGCCUGUGGCAUAAACCCAGAAAAAAGCAUUCUUUUUCAACAGUCUCAGGUGUCAGAGCACUCAGAAUUAGGCUGGAUCCUUGGAUGUCUGGUCAGGAUGCCACGGUUACAAAAUUUACCCCAGUGGAAGACUAAGAGGGCUAGCCUGAAGCAAGAGGGGACAGUGGGUCUCUUCACAUACCCUGUACUUCAAGCUGCAGACAUUCUGUUAUACAAGUCCACACACGUCCCUGUUGGGGAAGAUCAAGUCACACAUAUGAAACUGGUCCGAGAUCUAGCACAAUGUUUUAACAAGAAGUAUGGGGAGUUCUUUCCGGUACCCAAAUGUCUUUUAACCUCUAUGAAGAAGGUAAAGUCACUCCGUGAUCCUUCGGCCAAAAUGUCAAAAUCGGACUCUGACAAACUAGCCACCGUUAGGAUAACAGACAGCCCAGAAGAGAUUGUGAUGAAGUUCCGUAAAGCGGUUACAGACUUUACGUCAGAGGUGACCUACGACCCAUCCACCCGAAUGGGUGUCUCCAACAUGGUGGACAUUCACUCUGCAGUGACGGGACUCACAGUAGAAGAAGUCAUCCGCCAGAGCGCCGGUCUUGACACUGCUCGCUACAAAAAUGUGGUGGCAGAGGCCGUUAUUCAGAAAUUUGCACCAAUUAAGAGUGAGGUUGAGAGACUGAAGAUGGAAAAAGACCACUUGAGAAAGGUCUUACAAGUCGGGGCAGAAAAAGCCAAAGAACUAGCAAAGCCAGUGUGCCAAGAAGUAAAGAAAUUGGUAGGUUUUUGAUAGGACCAUGAUCAAAUAAUCAUGACCAUCUCUAAUGAAGGCAGCUGACCUUGUACACAGAAGAAUCUAUUGUCUGUGACCUUUUUGUUGGACCACCCCAACCUGCUGACUUCAGAUGAGGAAGCAGUGUUUUGUGACCUUAAAUAAUUGUCACUUUUCCGAAUCCCAUAAGUAAAAUUUUGCCAUCAGAAAAAAAGAAAAGGAAAAGUAAAGCAAUAAGCAUGGCUCAAUCCUCAAAAAUGUCAUGCUUUAUCUUAUUUUUUUUUUAGGCUUUUUGGGGUCAGGGUUCAAGUAAUCCUGCAGGUUUGGGGGGAUCUUUCCCCUACCAAUCUCCAUCUGGUUCAUUUUACAAAAGUAAUUUUGAAUAGAUCAGAAGCAUAUUCUUGGGCUGACCACUUCCAUGAGCAUAGAGAGCAAGAGUUUGGAAGGUAGAAGAAUCACUUGGAUAAUUAGGGAGGUGGAGAAGGUGAGGGGAUAAGCAUUUAUAUAGCACCUACUAUGUGCCAGGCCACAUAUUCAGAUGAAAAGUUCCUGCUCUUUGCAUUAUUUUUGAUUAUUUGUAGCGCUUAGCACAAUUCUUUGCAUAUAGUAAGAGCUUAAUAAAUGCAUUGUUCAUUCAUUCAUUCAUUCAUUAGGUUUAUGUAAUAGCUUUCCUUUCAAGGACACACAAUUAAGCAUUAAGUAAGACACUGGAGGUCAACCUGUACGUGGAAUAUUGUUCUUCAAGAAUAUUAUAUCCAAUUUUUACCAAUAUUUUUAACCAAGAAGCUAAAUCAAAAAGCGUCUAUAUGGUAAUUACUCCUUAAAGUGAGAGUGUGUUGUUUUUAUACUUCUGGUAUGUUUUAUGGGGACUGGAACUGCUGAACCCAGCCAGCCAUCUGUGUAGUAUCAGUCAGGCAGUUCAGAUUUCUAUGUGGUGUCAGCUGGUGGCAAGUCUACCUCACCCUCAACCCAGAACACACUGCAGGCUCUCAGUAAAUACCUAAUGAAAGAUAGAAAAUAAUCCAGAGAUUCUUUACAAAGCAAAGAGUGAUUUUUUUACUUGACAGUUUCUACCAAUGCAUGUACUCCUAGUUCAUAUCUGUAAGAAAGGGAAGCAUAAGAAACAGACUUUCCUCUCUUCAGCUCUUAGGGCUUCCUCAAAGAUGUUCAGGGAUAGGCAUCUCUGGUCAGUCAGUCUUUGCAGCCUUUUGGAAUGGUUUCCUAGUAAGUAUGUAGUGUCACCUCCUCUCUCUCUCUCUCUCUCUCUCCAUAUUCAUUGUUUGAAGGGUUAUAGUUUAUUACUAUGUCUCCUAGGUCUGCUAUCUUAGCUCACUAACAAAUAUUUGGCUUCUACACUUCAAUCUCCACACUCAAAUGGACAGAGUAUUUGGAUAUUGGUUAAAAAAAAAAUUUAACAAAUGUAAGUUGAUAUCUUGCUUGCAUUCCUCUGACCCUGAAGCAAGUCCACAUUAUUCUCUUUUGGAAAUUUACUCUUCAGAACAGAGGAGAGAGAAAAAACAUGAUAUAUUUUAUGUGUCCCGUCUGAUGUUUUGUGACCAUAUUCGGAAUUGGCAGGCAUAAUUUUGUAAAUUUAUUGCAUCCAUUCACAACAUAGAAUCCAGGUUCUCAUUUCAGGUUUUGAAAUGAAGGGGACAGAUCAACAAGUGACCAUCUUUAAUACCUACCCCUAAAUUAACCCAUUACUGUGUCCUGGUGGAGAACCUAUUGAGAACACCUGAAGGUAGUAGUAAAAGGACUCCCUAAAGAGGCCUCAGGAAUUGAGAGCUGCUGCAAGAAGGGGUGACCUGGAUGAUGACCAACUGACAUUUGACUAGCCCAGUUACAACAAUGAAAAAUGAACUCUAGAAAAAGGCAUGUGUGGAGUGGACACCAGAGGCCAACAUGGGUGGGCAGGAGAUCUCUUCUGCUCUAUAGAGAGGCGUACCAGAAGAAGUCUCUUGCACCUGAACUGAAAGCAAGUACUCACUUGGAUACAAGACCACAGGCGAGUUUUAUGGCAGCUCUGAGGGAACAAACCUUUCCUCUCCUAGACGCACGGUAGAAAAAUAGCCAACAGUGGAAUUUUUGAAGUUGAUGGUUCCCCAGUGAAUGAUCUUAUUUUUUCCAUUGAUUUUACUGCCUGCCUUUUUCUGAUGCUUUUGUAAUACUUGCUGCUUCUUAUUCAUGAGAUCCUUAAGGCUCCCACAUACUCAGUACCGGGAAGGCAUGAACUAUUACAGCUUCCUGCUGACCAUGGCCCUUUGAUAAUCGCACAACUGCCAUGUGUUUGACCCCAAGAGCAUCCUAGAAACCAUGCUCUUUACUCUUCAGAUUCGUGUUGAUACCAAAGCCUGCUGCUGCUGCCUCUGCCAUCUGUGGUGUAUCUGUUCCUUCAUCUCCAUCAGUUACUAUAAAAACUCCACUUCCCUCCUCUCUUAUCUAUUACACUCUUCCUAGUAGAGCCUUCCUGUCUCCAGCCCAGUCCCUCUCCUUAUGGAAUGUACCAGUCAGGAUCCUCCUUGCCUUCUGUUGUUGUCUUCUGAACCCCAGAGGUGACUUCCUAUCCCUGCCUUUAACAAGAAGUUAAAGAAGGUGGUGCAAUGUAUGGAGCACCAGCCCUGGAGUUAGGAGGACCUGAGUUCAAAUUUGGCCUCAGACACUUGACACUUACUAGCUAUGUGACCCUGGGUAAGUCACUUAACCCCAUUGCCUAACCAAAAAAAAAAAAUGCUUUAUGUUUUUUGCUGCCUAUUUAUAUGGCCAGACCUGAUUCAUUCUUGAACGACUUUCAUAUGGCCCUACCAUCCUUUUAAACUACUAUCUUAUAUCUCUCCUCUCUUUCACAGCCAAAGUUCUAGAAAAAUCUGUCCACACUCAUCUUCUGCUUCCUCUUCUCUCAUUCAUUUCUCAACUCCUUCUAACCUGGUUUCUAACCUCAUGGUUCAAUUAAAAUUUCUCUCUCUAAAGUUAUACUAUUAAUUUCUUAGUUGCCAACUCCAGUGGCUAUUUUUCUGCCCUCAUCUUUCCUGACCCCCCUGCAGCAUUUGACUAGAGAUCCCCUUCUCUUCCUGGAUGCUUAUUCUUCUUGGUUUUCCUUUCUCCUGCCUGUCUGUUCCUUCUUACUUUUUGUCAUCCACAGCCUUCCCCUAAAGAUAGGUAUAUCCAAGGCUCCAUCCUGAGCCCUCUUAUCUUUUCUUUCUGUAUCUUCUCUCUUAGUAAUUUGAUCAGUUCCCAUGGGUUCACUUACUCCCAGAGCAGUACGUAUAGCCUGUGUAUCUUUUGACCUCAAGUCUCACACCAUCGCCUCUUUAUUGGAUAUUUCCAACUGAGUGGUCAGUGGCCAUCUCAGACUCAGCAUGUCUAAAUCAGAACUCCCUAUCUUUCCCUCCACAACCCAUCCCUCUUCCUAACUUCUGCAUUCGUGUCAAGGACACCGCCAUUCUUCAGUUGCCCAUGGUUACAACCUUUCUCUGCUCUUCCUUCUUUCUCUCUCCUCAUAACAAAUCAAUUAGCAGGGCUUUUCCAUUCUACUUCCAAAUCUUUUGUGUCCAACCCCUUUUCUGCACUGGCACCACAACAACCUUAGGUCAGUCCAUGAUCACAUCUCUCUUGAACUAAUGCAGCAGCCUCCUAACUUGUCUCCCUUUCCUCAAGUCUCUAUUUUCUCCAAUCUCUUCUCCACAUAGCUUCCAAAGUGAUGAUAUUCCUAAAGCACUGGUUUGACCAUAUCACUCCCUCACUUACAAAGCCCCUGUGGCUGCCUAUUGCCUCUAGGUUAAAAAUAUAAACUCUUUUAAACAUGUAAAGCCUUUAACAAUUUCACUCCAGCCUGCCUUUUCAGGCUUAUUAUACAUUACUCCCCUGAUUGUACUCUGUGCCAGAAGGCCAAACUGGCCUCCUUACUGUUCCUCUUACAAAACAGUCUGUCUGCUCUUUUCUCAAAAAUGCAUUCUUUCUACACCUUUGCCUCUUAGAAUCCCUAGUUUCUUCCAAAGCUCAGCUCAUGAACCAUGAGCCCUACAUGAGUCACACUUUUAGUUGCUAGUUCUCAUCCUUUUCCAGAAAUUUCUUUGUGUUUACACUGUAUAGAUUUCAUAUUUUUAUAUAUAUGUCAAUGUUAAUUCCCCUGAUAGAAUAUAACUUCCUGAGGGAAAGAAGUGUUCCCUAGAACCUAGCACAUUGCCUGUCAUGUAUAGUAGGCACUUAAUGAAUGCUCACUGAUUUUCCGUGUUUUGCAUAACACCUGGCACAUUAUAGGUAUUAGAUGGAAGAAGAAGUACGGUGGUGGAAAGGCCACCGGCCUAGAAUUAGAAUACCUGUUUGUUUGUUUGUUUUUCACAAGUACACAAGGUGGUGUGAUCUUGAGACCUUGGGCGUGAUUUAAGACACUGAGCCACAGUUCAUCUAUAAACAGGGAUAAUGCCAGCCUCAGGGGUUGUUAUAAAGGUCAAAAGAUCUAGUAGAUGUGAAGAUUUCCUGAAAACUGAAAAGCAGUGUGUGGGUAAUUGCUGUCAUAAUAAAUAAGGAUAGACAGCGGGAAAAUGUUUUAUAAUUAUCUGUUCUUAUUUGGUUUCCACAUUGAGGCUUCCACAAAUAAAUGACGUUUUCUAUGUUA
Messenger RNA from Phascolarctos cinereus (koala), 7215 nucleotides. It is a transcript of the gene WARS2, whose product is annotated as tryptophanyl tRNA synthetase 2, mitochondrial. Gene Ontology annotation, cellular component: mitochondrial matrix; mitochondrion. Lineage: Eukaryota; Metazoa; Chordata; Mammalia; Diprotodontia; Phascolarctidae. Gene Ontology annotation, biological process: mitochondrial tryptophanyl-tRNA aminoacylation. The record is from RefSeq and is a predicted model, not a curated record. Gene Ontology annotation, molecular function: ATP binding; tryptophan-tRNA ligase activity.